AUGACUUCAUCGGCUGAGGCGAUCAACGAUGUCUUGGAAGAUCUCCAGCUGCACCAUGUCAUAUUGCAAAGUCUCGAAGAGCAACGCCCCGACGCCCUCGAAGAAAAAGAAGAGAUCUUAGAGACCAUUCGAGGACUAGAAAAGCGACUCGCGGAACUCCGUGGUGAACCUGCGAGGAGCACUCAACGCCGCCCUGCCCGGACUUCCCAAGCGAAUUCCACGAGACCCUCCACAUCCUCAUCGCAACUAGAUGGCCCGUCUGACUCGCCCGCUCCUCCCCCGCGAUGGGGAAGUUCUGCCAUGCUUCCUCCGCGCGCGGAGUCAUCGCGUUCUUUGGGACCACUGUCGAUUCGAAAGCGCGCGCGAUCCUCCCAAGAGGAGACUGAAUCCGAUGGAUCGGACGACACAGAUGACCUAGAGAUUCCACCGGCAAAACGCACCUGGAACCCAGCACCCCGCAUAUCUAAAUCUCCCCCGCCCUCUUUCGGCUCGCAGGCUUCCCGGUUGGCCGGCUCCGACAGUGAGUUCGAAGGCGCAGAUGAUCUUGCGCAGAUCCUGGGUCUAGAUAGCCGUGACACUCUCCUCGCCAUCCAAGAUGAACAAAGAAAGGCGGAACAAUGGCUUAAGGAGCGCAGGGAACAGGAGCGUCGCGACGCAGAGUUAGCGCGUCGGCUGAUGGAGGGCUCUGAUGAGGCAUCUCCACCGGCUCGCCAUCUCUCCCCUCAGCCUUCGAGGCCACCUCUCUUCCCUGAACUAUCUCGUUCUCCCCACUCUGGUGGUAAUCAGAUCGGACCAUCCCAGCCCAACCCUUUCCUUCGAGCUCGUUCUCCGCCUUGCCCAGGUGGUAACCGGUUCGAAUCUGAGUGGCCCAAUCAUUCUCCAUUUGCAGCGGCCAGAGCUCAACCCGCACAGCCACCACGACUAACAUCCCAAGUCCCAUCGCAACCAGACUCGCGGUGGUCUACACCUCGUGAUUCGAUUCUUAUUCAGGAUAGUGAUGACAGCGAUGUCGUGGAGCUUCAACCAAGGGAUUUUCCGACACAGCGUCAGGAUCCCCGCCCUGGUCAUCACCCCUACGACUCUGGCCCUCGAGGUUCCAACUCCGUGAAAGAUCAAGCGUAUGCUUACAUGGAUUACAAUUCGAGGCUGCAACCGAGGCUUCAACCUCUGCAGAACCUGUAUCCAAACCCGAACCUAACUCCUGGACCCAAUGAUAUCCGAGGACCAGGUCCUAGCUAUGGCCCAAACGUGCUCAACAACACAAUGGCAAGGAUGAAAUCCGGAAAAGAGUUAUUCGAGCAAAUUGGAAAGUCCAUCUUUGGGGAUCUGCCCAACCCUUUCUCGUCCACCGGAGCCCCUAGAUACCCGUUACCAGGACCGGCGGGGUAUAGCCACGGUAGCUAUGGUGGCUAUCCAGAUCUUCUGAGUGAUUACCAUGACGCCGAUUCGAAGAAGAUCAACGAAGAAAUCAAGCAAUUACUCGAAACCAUUAGACCUGAUUCUGAUAUCUCCGCCCAAGAUCGAGAAGGGACACCCGAAAGUCUCCGAUUCCCCUUGCUGGAACACCAGAAACUUGGACUGGCUUGGAUGAAGUCGAUGGAAGAAAAGGACCAGAAAGGGGGUAUCCUCGCUGACGAUAUGGGCCUCGGCAAGACUAUCCAGGCGAUUGCUCUCAUGGUUUCCCGACCAUCUCAAGACCCGGAAAGAAAGCCAACUCUUAUUAUCGCCCCAGUCGCCUUGAUGCAGCAGUGGAAACGCGAAAUACAGAGGAUUCUCAGACCUGGCAGAUGCCAGCUAUCGAUUUACGUCUUGCAUGGUGAUAAACGCGGUGUUACCUUUAGGGACCUGAAGAACUAUGACGUUGUCCUCACUACAUUCGGCACUUUGUCCUCAGAGCUGAAGCGCAGGGAGAACUCGCAAAAGGGCUUCCGUGCCUGGGGCCCAGCAGCAAGUGGGUAUCGUAUCAUCAUCGAUGAAGCGCAGUGUAUCAAGAACCGGAACACUAAGUCAGCUUUGGCUGCUUGUCGGCUCAAUGCUACCUACCGCUGGUGCAUGAGCGGAACCCCCAUGAUGAACAAUGUUGAGGAGUUGCACUCUCUGUUGAAGUUCCUCCGCAUCAGGCCGUACAGCAACCUUGAACGGUUUAAUAAGGAUUUUACUCGACCUUUGAAAAGCGCAAGCCUUCAGGAACAUGACAGAGCAAUGACACAGCUCCAGGUUCUCCUGAAAGCAGUCCUCCUACGGCGCACCAAGGAGUCAAAGAUAGAUGGACGACCUAUCUUGCAAUUGCCUCGGCGUAUUUCAGAGAAAGUACACGCUGCUUUCAGCGAAGACGAAAUGGAGUUGUAUCAGGCACUGGAGACAAAGACUCAACUUCAGUUCAACAGGUAUCUUGAAGCUGGCACUGUUGGCAGGAACUACUCCAACAUCUUGGUCCUUCUUCUUCGACUCCGUCAGGCGUGCUGCCACCCGCAUCUGAUAACCGACUUCAGUGUCAAGCUCAACGCGAACACAGAUGAGUUAAAUCUUGUGGAAAAUGCGAAAGCUUUUGGCAAAGAUGUCAUCGUUCGAUUGAAAGAUAGUGACGAUAUGGAGUGCCCCAUCUGCAUUGACGCUGUUGAAAAUCCCAUUAUCUUCUUCCCCUGCGGUCACAGCACCUGCGCCGAAUGUUUCUCUCGCAUUUCUGACCCCGCACUUGCUCUCAGACAAGGAGUCGACGGCUCAGUGGAAGUGAAAUGCCCAAAUUGUCGCGGAAAGGUCGACCCAAAGAAGAUUACCGAUCAUAUUUCGUUCAAGAAAGUGCACUAUGGCGAUCCCGACGGCACCGAGGAACCCGAGGAAGACAAGGCUGUUGAAGACGAGGACGAGAGCGAUGACGAUAGUGACGACGAUAACGAGAGCUUGUCCCGCUUCAUCGUCAAUGACGAUGAAGGCGACGGCACUCCGAAGACGUCCAAGAAGAAGAAAGGCAAGAUGGCCCAGAAGAAUAAGAAGAAGACCCUCGCCGAACUCAAGAAGGAGGCAUCGAAGAACAUCAAGUCGAAGCGCAAGUAUCUCCGCCGCCUGGAGAAGACAUGGGUGACGAGUGCGAAGAUUGAGAAGACCCUGGAGAUUCUCGACGGUAUCCGCCAGGGCGAAGGUAACGAAAAAACGAUCAUCUUCAGCCAGUUCACCUCUCUGCUCGAUCUUCUGGAGGUACCGAUUUCGCGUCGUGGAUGGAACUACCGCCGGUACGACGGGUCCAUGAAGCCCCAGGACCGGAAUGCGUCCGUCCUGGAUUUUACCGAUGAUCCCGACUGCCGAAUCAUGCUGGUGUCCUUGAAAGCCGGUAACUCGGGUCUGAACCUCGUCGCGGCGUCGCAAGUGAUCAUCUUCGACCCCUUCUGGAACCCGUACAUCGAAGAACAAGCGAUCGAUCGCGCUCACCGCAUCGGACAGAUGCGCGAGGUGCAGAUCCACCGCAUCCUGGUGCCGAACACGGUGGAAGACCGCAUUUUGGAACUCCAGGACAAGAAGCGCGAACUCAUCGAAGGCGCGUUGGACGAGAAAGCGUCGAAGAAUGUCUCUCGACUGGGAACCAGAGAACUGGCCUACCUAUUCAAUAUCCGAGACCAAUAA
Molecule: messenger RNA, 3618 nt
Organism: Aspergillus terreus NIH2624
Lineage: Eukaryota; Fungi; Ascomycota; Eurotiomycetes; Eurotiales; Aspergillaceae
Exons: 5
Coding region: 1-3618 (1205 amino acids)
Cellular component (GO): cytoplasm
Molecular function (GO): ATP binding; ATP-dependent chromatin remodeler activity
Source: RefSeq, a predicted model, not a curated record